Messenger RNA from Trichomycterus rosablanca, 1559 nucleotides. It is a transcript of the gene mrm3b, whose product is annotated as mitochondrial rRNA methyltransferase 3b. The transcript is spliced from 5 exons. Gene Ontology annotation, biological process: RNA processing. Bases 80 to 1105 code for a protein of 341 amino acids. NCBI's taxonomy places the organism in Eukaryota, Metazoa, Chordata, Actinopteri, Siluriformes, Trichomycteridae. Gene Ontology annotation, molecular function: RNA binding; RNA methyltransferase activity. The record is from RefSeq and is a predicted model, not a curated record.
UUCAGGUUCACGUUACCAACAACCUACAAGUAAAGAAUCCAGUCAUGUUUAUACUUCUAAUUCUAACAAGUCUGAGCAGAUGGAUGGAUUACGGUAUGAGAAAGCACGACCUGAUGACAAGAGACUGGCACGUUUGGUUCACUUGGCUCGUUCCAAGAAGGUCCGUGAGCAACAAAGCAAAAUCCUCCUGGAAGGAAGACGUCUCAUUUCUGAUGCUCUGGAGGCAGGAGCUUCACCACAAACCAUCUUCUUCAGUACAAUGAAGAGACUUCAGGAGCUUCCUUUCGAUAAGCUCAAACAUGUCAGCUUAGUCCAAGUCAAGCUGGAUGAUGUCCAGAUCUGGCCUGAUCUUGAUGCCCCAGUAGACAUGAUAGCCAUCUUCAAGCGUCCAGAACCUCACCAGAUGCAAUUUUCUGAGGAGAAAUAUGGGAAGCCAUUACCCUUGACACUUAUCUGUGAUAAUCUGCGAGAUCCAGGUAACCUGGGUGCAACCCUACGCUGUGCUGCUGCUGCUGGGUGCCACAACGUGCUGCUCAGUACAGGUUGUGUUGACAUCUGGGAGCCCAAGGUUCUCCGUGCUGCCAUGGGCUCCCACUUUCGCCUUCCCAUGAUCCCUAACCUUACCUGGUCCGAUAUUUACACCCACCUUCCUGCUACCACAAAUGUCCAUGUGGCUGACAACUGCAAAGGCACGAGAACUGAGCGUGAACUCACAGCAACACCUCGGCAGCAGCUUAAAGCUGGAGACCAUGGAUGGAUCAGCAGUCGUCACAACUCCAGACGAAGUGAUUAUGAAGAUGAAGAGUUUAGUGACAAUGAAGAUUAUGAGCAGUCAGGCCCUGUUUUAGAGACUCAGCCUUAUCAUAUGAAAUGGACUAGUGGGCACACGGCUGUUGUGAUUGGUGGAGAGGCUCAUGGUUUGAGCCAGGAAGCUUUGCGAUUGGCUGAGAGAACAGGGGGGAGAAGAUUAUUGGUCCCUAUGGUGCAAGGGGUGGACAGUCUGAAUUCGGCCAUGGCUGCCAGUGUCCUGCUGUUUGAGGGCAGAAGACAAGUAAUGCUUUUAAAUGAGACAGAGAGGUCACAGUUAAGUCAUUUAAAGUCAUAAAUGAUUUCAAAGUGCAAAAUUAGAAGUUUUAUCAUUAAAAAGAAGAAAAAAACAAGCAUGUAAAGAUGCAGAACUUGGAGUAAGGAGCCUAAAUUCUAGACCCAUAAGCAGUGGAAAAGAAUAUGGUCUUAUGAGCUGUAAACAUAUCUUCUACAUCUAAGGGUCCAGUAUUUUUUUAUGGCUGUAUAGCACCCAACAAAUGAAUGACAAUCUACAGGACUAAAAGGAUGAUAAUGCCUCUAUGCAUAUUGUUGAAAUGGAUCAAGAGUUGUUUGAUGGAUGCAAAAAUAGUCAGACUCCUAAAAAGGCUUUCCAAUCACCAGAUUUAAACAUAAUUAAAGCUUUAAAACAAAAGACAUGCAAGUGAGGUGAAUUAAAGAUACAAAUUUGUCCAUGACUCUCGUGUAACCAGUAACUACUUGUCCUGUCACGAAUGUAAUCAAAGUGUGUAAAG